AGGCAUCGAAAUUCAAUGCACAGCUCUGCUUCUCAUACCUUUUUAUUAAAGAGUCCAUCCUUCCGUUUGGAAUUGUUUUUCCAAUUCCCAAUUCUCUCGUUCGUUGGGCUCCCUGCGAUCCAAUCCCUCGUUCCAUCCUCGUCGGGUUCUCUCGCAGCCCGCUCGUCUCCCCCGGCGGCGCUUCUUUCGGUUUUGAGAGUAGAAAGGAAAGAAGAGAGUCCCGAAACGAAGGAGAUACACAACUCUGCUUUUCGCAGAUCGGUGGCUCGGUGAUGGCUAGGCCGUGUUAGGCUGCAGAUCAUGAAGCUAGUUUGUAGGAGUGAGCAUUUUGCAAAGAAAAUGGUUGAGGACAAAAAUCCAGCACAAGAUAUGGUAGACAUAACUGGACAUGUAGUGCAUGAGAGUGCUUCUUAUGACAAGGAUGUGGUGGAGAUAAAAUUGCCAGACAGUGAUAUUUCUUCUGAUUAUUGUGGUAAUUUUGUCAAGGAUGUCUGCAUUGAUGAUGGACAACCUCCUCCUCGGAAGAUUUCAGAAGGAAAAGUAGCAGAUGAAAAGCCGUCUCCAAAUUUUGAUUAUCAAAAGAUACAUGCAAAUGGUGAUCCAAGAUAUGGUGUAGCAGAUUACGCGACAAAAUCUGCCCAUGAAGUAAAACCAGAAAUAGUUCUACCUGUUGGCUUUGCUCCUGAUAGUAACAACGAGAAACAAUAUUCGUCUAGAGAAGAGUAUGAUCUUGAAGGAAGGAGCAAGCUCACUAACAUUGCUGGUGAUCUCAGUGAGAAGAAAAUAAGUUUGGAAGAAUUACUUAGACUUGAAAGUGCAGAAGAAUCCCAGCAAAAAGGCGCAGUAAGCUCUGAGAACAGUCAAAACCAUAUGCCCUCUCUUCAUGGAGAAGCAGUUGGACAGGUUUCCUUAAAUGAUUGUUAUGGAAUUGAAGCUAUUGCAUCGGAAACCAGUGAGCUUGUUAAUAAUAAUGUAUAUAGUAAUGAGGAUGCCGGUGAUUUCCUGGCAACAACGUCCAUAGAACGUGAUGCAGCUGCAUCAUUCGAUGCGCGAGGACCGAACCAAGUUGAUCACUAUAAUCCUUUUGUUGGUCAUGGGUCACCAGAGGGUACAUGUCAACCUGAGUGCUCUACAUCAGCGGACAUAGAUGCUGCUUCCACUGGACCCAUCUGCACUGCUGAAAAGACUGAUGAAGUGAAAACAGAUGAACCCAGGAUCGAUGCCCUGAGUUCGAGCAUCACAGAAAGCAAAUCAUCAGAGAAGAGCAAUGAUCAGGAUGAAAGUAUUGCAAUUGUGCAUGAGGCAAUAACUGGUGAGGUGGAUGAAACAGCAGUAGCUACAACAUCAUCAACUAACAAUUUAGAUCCCAAUGCUGCAAACGGGGACAAUAAUAAGAAACUGGAGAAUGAUGAUAUCACUCCUGUACAUGAUUCCACCCAAAGUGAUGAAGGAAGUUGCCUGGACACGAUGAACCAUGACGUGGUUAGUAAGAGUUCUAUGCAGACAGAAAAAGAUAAUCUGGGUGAACAAAUGGUAACUAAUAGUCCAAAAGUAACAUCUGAAAUUGGACAUGGCUAUCCACCCUUUGAGCCAGGCUUGUUCGGGCCUAGUAUUAUGUCAGCUCCGGUGUCAAACUCUGGUCAUAUUGCUUAUUCUGGCAACAUCUCUAUUCGGUCGGAUAGUAGCACAACUAGCACCCGGUCGUUCGCAUUUCCAGUACUGCAGAGGGAUGGGAUCAGCAGCCCGGUGAGGAUGGCAAAAGGAGAGCGGCGGCGCAUCAGGCGGCGGCGCAGCUGGAGGAAGGGUCUUCUCUGCUGUAAAUUCUGAGGGUGCAUAUUUUUCCUUCCACCAUAUCCUGCUUCCUUUUACCAAUGAUGUUGCAGGUUAAGUUAAGUUGAUGGCUUGUUGGAUUUAUCAGUGGCUUGUAAUUUUUAUUAUUGGGUGAGUAGAGAAGUGAAGAGGUAUAUAUAGUUGUAGCGCCGCAAUCAUGUUUUGGAACUCGGUGCUAUGCGAGUUGCCGCAAAAAUUAAAUUUAUUGGUUUUGGUUGUUUGAAAGUUGUUGCUUGAUUCUGAUUCCAAAGA
Molecule: messenger RNA, 2082 nt
Organism: Brachypodium distachyon (stiff brome)
Lineage: Eukaryota; Viridiplantae; Streptophyta; Magnoliopsida; Poales; Poaceae
Exons: 5
Coding region: 301-1827 (508 amino acids)
Biological process (GO): regulation of asymmetric cell division
Source: RefSeq, a predicted model, not a curated record